AGGGAACAACUAUGGCUUCACUCAUUCAUAUGCAGAAAAUUCUAUCAAACAGGAUGCAACAUUUUUCAAGCAUUGAAAAAGCUAUUGAAUGGAGUGUCAGGGCGGGGUCUGUAAGAAAUAUUGAUUUUGCUCGUGUAUCCAUCCCUCCCACAUUAAAAUAUGAUGAGUCAAAGAAAUGUUAUCUUUACCGGACUGAGCUGGAAAAGACUGAACAAUAUUGGAAAGGCUGGUAUGAAGGACUCUGAUAAAUUUUUGUCAUCUCCAGUUCCAAAGUUGUUGUUAUUAGCAGGAACAGAUAGAUUGGACAGGUCUCUCACAAUUGGCCAGAUGCAAGGGAAGUUUCAAAUGGUAGUUGUAAGGCAUACAGGGCACGCUAUUCAGGAAGAUGUACCUGAUGAAUUUGCAACUCUGAUUGUCAACUUCAUUUCUCGGAACCGAAUAGGCCCUCAUGGAGUUGAGGGGAGGAGGAUAGGUGAAACGAUUAUACAUCUCAGAUUAUUUUCAAAUGUAAUGAGCUGUAGGGGGAAGAUGAGGAAGGGCAUAGAUUUACGCACUCAGCUAAGCGAAGUUAGUAUGGUCAUCGGUACUAUCCUUAGUGAAUUUUACGAAUACGAGGAAGAAAUGUUGAUGCAGUGUGAUUUUAGAUUUAGUUCUCAUAUUAUAAUGUAUCAGUUUAUUUUACAACCUUUUUACCUGUUUUUAUCUUAUAAAAACAAUCAACUUACUAACAAAACAAGGAGUAGUUAUUUCAGCCAAAAAUUACAACUGCGUUGAAUACGUGAUUCUAACA
This is a messenger RNA of Vigna unguiculata (cowpea), 790 nucleotides long. RefSeq lists its product as uncharacterized. Gene Ontology annotation, biological process: protein demethylation. Gene Ontology annotation, molecular function: protein methylesterase activity. NCBI's taxonomy places the organism in Eukaryota, Viridiplantae, Streptophyta, Magnoliopsida, Fabales, Fabaceae. The record is from RefSeq and is a predicted model, not a curated record.